Messenger RNA from Neurospora tetraspora, 183 nucleotides. RefSeq lists its product as uncharacterized. The record is from RefSeq and is a predicted model, not a curated record. The annotation marks the transcript as partial. NCBI's taxonomy places the organism in Eukaryota, Fungi, Ascomycota, Sordariomycetes, Sordariales, Sordariaceae. The transcript has a single exon.
GCUGUCCCUUGCUGCCCAGUGCAGGCUCGACCCAGGCUGCCAGAGCUGCCCGAAGCCGGAUGCCACAGCAACCGGAACGGAGCUGAUAACACGGCGCGCACUCCUUAUCGGGCGCGAAACAGCAGUUACAGGCGCACAUGCGACGGGAAGGUGGGCAGUGGUGGGCAGAGGUGGGGUUGUUGA